AUGGUUCUCCCAACUGUACUGAAAAGGAGGCACAGCCUAAGAGGGGUGAACCUCCUGCCUUUGGUAAAGAGGCUCAGGGAUGUAGACGUAGAGCAGGUGAAGCAGUUCGCAAGACCGGUAAACAAUGAGGGGAAACACUCAAAAACAGAAACACUCAAAAACAUUACACCGGAUCUGGACACUGUGACCGAGGAGUCUACGGAGAUGGAGAUGGAGCAGUUUGUAAGUGGGCUCAUAGACUCCCCACCCCAGGAUAUAUUUGAACUGGCGGAGAAGGAACCGAACACGUCCAAUUGGAGAUUGCUCGUGCACCUGGCAAUAGUUUAUGCUAAUGAGAAGGGACAGCCGAGAGGUCAGCAGUUAGUGGAGCCAUCAACGAGCGAUGCACCCCGGUAAAGAAAAGUAGGUCGGAAGAGGGAGCGGCGG
Lineus longissimus is the source of this 426-nucleotide messenger RNA. RefSeq lists its product as uncharacterized. Bases 1 to 396 code for a protein of 131 amino acids. The transcript has 3 exons. Lineage: Eukaryota; Metazoa; Nemertea; Pilidiophora; Heteronemertea; Lineidae. The record is from RefSeq and is a predicted model, not a curated record.